UGCAGGGAGCAUGUGAUCACCGGAGCGACUGAGCUUGCAUUGCCAUGGUGUGGCAGCCGCGGGGAGAGCAAUGGAGGCUGCUUAAGAGGGAGGCUGGGCGGCUGCUGCUGCUGCAUCCGUCGCCAAAGGAAACCACUGCGCACCCCAUCGCUGCUCACCAAACGGCGGAGGGAAAGAGUUGGGAAGAACAUCACUGGCAAUGCACCUUGCUUUUUGAUAUCUGUUACUAAAGAAAGCUCCCAGUUCCAGAAGAGACUCUAAUAGGAGUAUAUAACAACAAUACUUGGCUUAAGAAAGUAACAUUUGACAAAACCAUGGCUACAGAUGAAAGGGACAAUAAACAGAAUGUUCAAGCUGAGGUACUGGGUACUGAUGCUUCAGACAAGAAAAGGGCAGGCAAAUUCCAGCCUUUCAAGAAGUUUUUUGGUAAAAGGAAAAAGAGAGAGACAACAUCAGACUGUGUGGAAGCCAAAUUGAAACCCAGCCACUCUUUUGGGAAUGUAUGCAAUGGCACCCUCUCUUCAGAUGAAGAAACAAACAAUGGUUUGAGGUCCUCCAACUAUACUAUGGGCACUCGAGCCUUUUCCCAUGACAGUAUUUUUAUACCUGAUGGGCAAGCAGAGAGUGAGCAGGCAGUCCAAGCAAUGUCACAGGACAAAAUCCUAGGCAAAGUCAAAACCCUUCAGCAACAGUUGUCCAAGACUAUUAAAUUUGGACAACUACCACAAAUGACCAUUUCUGAGAGGACAAUGGAGGAGGCAAAUGCUAGUUUAGAAGAGGACUUAUUACUCAGUAGCCCAAUGGAGAUUGAGACUCAACAGGACACAGUGCUCUCGGACAGUGAUAAUAAAUUAAGUGACACUCCGGAUUCAUUAAGCCCUACGAGCGUGCCUGGGACAGGACAUGAAGCAGAGAAGAAGGUCACUCCAGUCAAAUCGUCUCGGUCAAAAAGACACAUUUCCUCUGCUGGCACAAUUGAAUCAAUCAAUCUUGAUGCGAUCCCCCAGGCAGUCGCUCGUCUGGACAACAGCGCGGCUAAGCACAAACUCUCCAUAAAGCCAAAAAAACAGAGGCUGUCAAGAAAACACAGAAGAUUAACAAAGGAGUUACAAAGCGUAACAGUGAUAGAGUUUGAGCAAGAAAACCCAGAAACCCCCCAGUACAGAGAGAGAUACCCAGAUGACCAUGGGCGCAUUGCCACAGCUAAGCCAACCCAGAACAGAGAGGGCCAAAAACAUCUUGAGUUAGCAGAUGAGAAAAGAAAGCAAGAAGAUCACUGGAGAAUCCUCGAGGCUGAAGAGAAAAGACAAAUGGCAGAAGCAGAGGGAAAAAAACAUUUGGAAGAACAAAGAUGCCAGGAAGUUGAAGAGAUGCAAAGGCAACAGGAGAGAAAGCAUUGUGAGGAAGAGAAAAGGCAGCAUCUCCUUAAGGAGGAGAAACAUUUGAAAAUAAAAGAGCAGAGGCACCAGGAGGAGCGGAAAAGACUGGACGAACGGAGACAACAGGAACUGGAGGAGCAGAAAAGACUGGACGAACGGAGACAACAGGAACUGGAGGAGCACAAAAGACUGGACGAACGGAGACAACAGGAACUGGAGGAGCACAAAAGACUGGACGAACGGAGACAACAGGAACUAGAAGAACGGAGACGAGUGGAACUGGAGGAGCAGAAAAUAAAAGAACUGGAAGAACAAAGGUGUCAUGAGAUUGGAAAUCAGCAUCAGGAGGAAGAAAAAAAGAGACAAGAGGAACAAAAAAGACAAGAAUUGGAAGAACAGAGACAAGAAUUUGAGAAAAGGCAUCUUCAGGCUGAAGAGACGCUGCCGCAGGAGGAAGAAGCUAAGAGACUGGAAGAACAAAGCCAGCAUCAGAAGGAAAAAAAGAAGAGACAAGGGGAACAAACUCUACAAAAACUAGAGAAGCAAAAGACACAAGAAGAACAAAAAAGACAUGAGCCAGCAGAACAAACACACCUGGAGAGUGAAGAGAGAGAACAACAGGGGAAAUUUAAAAUAAGGCAAGAGGAAUCAAAUGAACAAGAACUGAAAGAACAGGCAGAAAUACACGUGGAUGGACAACAGCAUCUGGAAAAGCAAAAAGAACAAGAGCAAGCCUUAAGACAUCAACAGGUCAAAGAAGAAGUGUGUUCUGGGGAUGCUGGUAGUGAAUCCAUGGAGAAGCAGCUUCAAGAAGAAUCAAACCAACAAAAAACAAAACAGUCACAGAAAGGGAAAGAAACAGUGCUAGAAAAGCUAACACCAAAACAGAAGAGAGAAGUCGAAGCUCAGGAGCAGAAGAUAGGUGAAGAACUAAGGUGGCAGGAACUAGAUGAAAGGCAGGCUACGCACAGACCAUUCACGUUUCAAGUGUCAUCGGGAGAGAAACAGAUCAUAUUUCAAAAAGUGAAUUUGAGCCCCGUUACUCCUGUCAAAGAGGCAGCACACCUUUCUGCCCUCAAAGAAUCCAAGACCCACAAAUUUAGCAAAGGUUCUCCUGCACUUCCCUACUCUUUGUGUGUCCCACACACAGCUAUUUUGGUUACUGGAGCACAGCUUUGUGGCACUGCCGUAAACCUGAACCAGAUCAAAGAUACAGCUUGUAAAUCUUUACUUGGUUUGACAGAAGAAAAAAAAACCCUGGAUUUUCCCCCACCAGAAAACACCCAGAAAACUACUCUUGAUUCCAAAUCUAGCCGCAGUAAAAUGAAGUAUACACAGGAGACACUGAACAACCAGGACGUAUUAGCUGAAUGGGCUUCUAUUAGAUCUAGAAUCCUAAAGAGUGCAGAAAACAGCAAGCUAAAUGAAAAAGACCGAGUAAGUGUCUGUAGAUACAGUGAUGACUGGACUCCCAAAGGACGAGGUGCUUCCCAUGCCAAUUUAAGGAAAACACUUUCUGCGAAUGCAAAAUUUUCCAUAACACCAGCAUGGCAGAAAUUUUCAGAAACCUCAAAAGCCAAUGCAGAUGCUGAGAGUGCCUGUGGUGCAGAAGGUACUGAACCAGAGAACACAAGAAAAAAGACAGAUUCAUCCAAUGAUGCAAAUGAUGACAUGGCUGCUCGCAAUGAGACUCCAGCUUGUAAAGAUAAUGUGACUGAAAUGGCAACAAAGAGUGAAACACACCUUGAAAUGGCAAACUACACAGAAGGCUAUAAGUUUGCCAAAGAUCUUCCAUCUUUCCUUGUUCCAAGCCUCUCUCAUUCUUCAGGAAAAGAACUGCCCCAAUCAGAAUCUCCAGCUACUUUGGAAAGUCAGCAGAACACUGGUACAAGAAACCUGGAUAAACCAGCACCACAUGAAGAAGAAAAUGUGUCUCCAUUUGGGAUAAAGUUAAGAAGGACAAAUUACUCCUUACGUUUUCAUUACGAUCAACAGGCGGAGCAAAAGAAAAAGAAAAGAUACAGUGCAGGAGAUAGUUUUGAUGGUGUACCUGCCCCACUAUUUACAACAGAAAGUGGAAAAGAAACCAUUAAUACCACUCUAAAAGACAAUAUAUCCCCUAGCCUAGAGAGAAGGGAUGCCACUGUUAAUGUUUUAAAAGACUCUUCAAAUAAUGUUUCGGAGAACUCAGACACAACAGUUACACUUCUAUUCCCAACGACCAACAGCCAGAUUCCUUUACCUAGUCAUGAGAAACCUGUGUGUAAAUUGUCACUCCAACAAAAACCUGCAUUAGCUCCAAAGCCCACAAACCAGACCCCGCCAUCCUCUCCUCUCUCUAAAAGGAACAGAUCAAACUUAGCUGACACAUUAGGUCAAAGGGCGGCUAAACCAGAGUUAGACACCACCUGGAAAAAAGAAGACAGUAAAGUGAACGUGGUGCACUCACCAGCACAGAAUGAGAACAAAAAUGAAGAGGAAGAAACCAGAGAAAAGAAGUCAUUUUUCCCAUCUAUCACCAUGCCAUGGAGAGAGAAAGCUGAUAAAAAGCCUGAGCCACUGAAAAAAGAAAAGCCAGUUCUCCAGAGCAGGCAUUCUUUAGAUGGUUCCAAAUUGAUGGAAAAAGUUGAAUCUGCACAACCGCUGUGGAUUACAUUAGCACUACAAAAGCAAAAGGGAUUUCGUGAGCAGCAAGCUACCAGAGAGGAGAGGAGACAAGCCAGAGAGGCAAAGCAGGCUGAGAAGCUCGCUAAAGAUAAUGCUGCUGUAAGCAAUCCGUCAGAUGAUAAAGGCAGCAAUAUCAGCAAAGCAAGUGUACUACAAAAACCUACACCUCAGGAAGAUGAGAAGAAAAUUGAGAUGGCUAUGUCAAGACUAGAACGCAGAGAGCAGUUCAAAAAGUCCAAUACCCUUCCUACUUCUGUGACAGUGGAGAUUUCAGAUUCUGUUCCAACAACUCCAUUAGCAAAAGAGGUUACCAAGAGAUUCUCUACUCCUGAUGCUAACCCUGUGUCAACAGAACCAGCCUGGCUGGCCCUAGCCAAGAGGAAAGCAAAAGCCUGGAGUGACUGUCCACAGAUCAUUAAGUAAACUAACGUUGUUGCUCUUUACUUUUGUUUCUUAGUUGUUUUCCCCUUUUUAUUGAUUCAGCUUUUUACACAGGACAAAAGAAAGUGAACAAAAUUUAAAUGCAUUCCGUGAAGGAUUUAAAACUGAACUGAUCACCAUUUCACUCUAGGUCACUAUAGUGUGUGCUCACAUCAUAGAUCCCUUUGCUUUGAAAAACUAGGUAGAGAGUGGGCCCAGGCAUACAGUUCAGAUCCAAUUUCUCAAAAUUCAGCGCUACUCAAAUGUGAGAUUUUGGUUUUGCCCGGUAUAAAAAGAGGGGUCAGAACUUCAGAUCAAAAGCUCUUUCAAAUUUUGUGAGCAUCUGAGUCUGAGGUUUUGGAUCUCUCUUCUCCAUGCAGACAAAGAAAAGAUUCUGGCCACUCCGAUAUAAAAAAUGAAUGUAAAAUGCAUGUUCCCUCCUCUUAGCCCCAAUGGUCGCUUUUGAACUCGGUUUGAUGCAGUUUAUUUGCAAUUUGAAAACCUCUCCCCAUCCAAGGCAUUUUGGGAGACUUCUUCCCACCUGCGAAUGAAGUGAUAGCAAGUGAUGGUAGCAUCCAAUUACUGAGGCACUAUUGUCUUUCAUGCUGGGGACUCAACACAAUUGCUGUACCUCCCUCCUCAAAAAAAGAAAAUAAUUUGCCCAUCAUUCUAGUUAACAUUCAUAUAACAACCAUGGAGCAGGGAUACAAAAAGUGUUUCCCCCGUUCACUCAGAGGCAAAGUCCAUCCAUGUGCUCAGAGCACAUUAGGCAUCCAUGUGCUCAGAGCAGUUGCAAUCUAAGACCCUAUUCCUACAAAUAUCUGUGUCCAUGAGUUGCUUUACAUACCUAACGAGUCUCCUUGAGUUUAAAGGGACUGUUGACAGGUGUAAAGUUAUUCAUGUGUAAACGUUUGCAGGACUGGGGCCUAAAAAUCAGAAAACCAAGACUCUGGGAUGCUCAUGACACGGUAGUAACUUAAACUUAUUUAAAAUUCAGUUUCCUGAACAGAGAAUAAAAAGGAUUUGGAAUGCUAAUUCUUGCUAAGGUUGUUCCCUGAGUGACUUCAGACCUACCUUCCUUGUACUAGACAACCCAGCUGUAAAAUUGAGUAAAAAAUUUACUUACAUGGGGAGUGGGAGGAAUCAGUUGUUGCAGCUGAAUUUUUUUUUAAUUAGUCUUUAAAAUGUAAUAAAAAAAUGUUAGCAUCCUUAAAUUUUCUACCCAGGAAGUUAUGCUUUUUUUAAAUUUUUUUUUAAAAUGGCUUUUUACACAUAGUAACUACACCAACAAAAAGCAAGCUUCAUCUUCCUUAAAAAAAUUCCUGUGUUUUCAAUGAACUUUGCAUAUUGCUGCAAAUCCCCCUCUGUUUAAAAUAUAUGGGUUUUUUUGAGCCAUAAGAGCAUUUUAAGAGGAGGCAAUUUCAAUAAGGAGAGAGGAAAAAUUGCAUUACUACAGCAUAAUGUAUCUGAUAACUCCUCAUAUUAUUACUUUUCUUUAGCCAAAUUACUAUACAUCGCAUGAGGAGGGGAGCAAACUGUAAAUAAAGCAGAAAACAAUGAGCCUUGCACUAUCAUCCUUGUUCUAAGAACUGAAAAAAGCUAGUCAGCAAAAGUUGUUAUUGAAUAGACUGCAUCCUAUGAAGGAAACAAAGGUUCAGCAGCACACUUAAAAUAGCACAAACACAACAGACAUUAGAUUCAAUAGAGGUGCAGCUGGAAAUAUGUUUGCUCUUGUGCAAUCAGUGUUCCACUCUUUCAUAUUUAAACUAGAACCUUUAAAAUCUCUCUCCUUGCUCCUAACAUAAUAAGUAUUUAAAAUUUUUAUACACAGAGGAACAAGUGAGCUCUCUGGUACCUGCACACAACUCCUAUGGACUUCAAUGGGAGCUCUGUGGUUAUCUGAAGGGGGGAUUUGGCCCAUAAUAUCUGUGUGUUUAAUUAGUCCCAUAAAGUAGCACUACUUAAUGUACAUUUAUAUCUCAUCUGGGUUUUGAAGUGUGCAAUAGAGUUGUUCUUGUAAUUAUAACUCUAAACUGCUGGAAAUCAAACACCAGAAUUUUGGAUGCAGUUUUGGAAGGGGGGUGGGGGUACCAGGAAGGAGAUGCAGGGGGUUGGUGGGAGCAGGCCAACCACAAAGGUAGAGAAAAAACAGUAGUCGCGAUCAAGCAACGUUUAAUGAUUUAUAGAGCAAAAAGUAGGUGCUAUUGUGCAUGACAAAAUGAACUGACCUCCAAAACAACACUAGGCACAUUUAUAGCACAGUUUGAAUUGAUUAAGGAUGGUUGUAACCUAAAGAUUCAAAGCAGAGUCUUUCCAAGUGUAGGGUAUCUAGUAUACUAAAAACUGCACUCAGUAUGUACAGUACUUGCUUGGAACCACUUCUAAAAAGUCUACAAGUUGAACACUGACACUUCAUGUAAAAUCAACACAGAAAUUUGCACUAAACACCUGUGAAGUGUUAUUUUGCUUUAGCUUUGUUGUGUCUUCUGAACAAAUUGUCAGAAUUCUGUAAAAUAAAAAAAUUGUUACUACUGAAUUUAUUCAAAUCAGCAAAAAUGUUUUAAGAACUGAAUGAACCACUAUGUAGAAGGUCUCAAUUUUUUUGUAAUUUAUAAACACAAAAUACCAUUUCUUCUGAACAGGUUAUAUAUGAUUAACCUCUAUGUUCAUAUAGUAAUGUACAAAAUGUAUAAUUGUGAGGUUUUUGUUUUCUGUACUUUUUUAAUUUUUCAAAUGUUUUACAGUGCAAUUGUUUCUUAUACAAAUGUCAUUUUAAUUCCUAUUAAAUUAUAAUCCAGUCAAAAUUAUCAGAUGAUGUAUGUAUUCACUGUCUCCUUCUGUUAAUGAUAUAGGUCAGGUUUAUUUAUAAAUAGAACUUUUAGUGCUACAGGUGUCUUGCUAUGUGUUUUUAUCAACAAUAAAACUGAGUAACAAGACCUAUGAAGAAGGGAUACCUUAGUGUAAUUUCUAUUUUAUUUUCAUAUUUUGGUUGUCAUAUUUUAACGUAAAUGGUCCCAUUAUUGGAAAACGUUCUACUUAAAUAAAAAAAAUGGUUCCUGAGUUUAAAA
This is a messenger RNA of Chelonia mydas (Green sea turtle), 7534 nucleotides long. RefSeq names its product capping protein inhibiting regulator of actin dynamics (gene CRACD). Gene Ontology annotation, biological process: negative regulation of barbed-end actin filament capping; maintenance of gastrointestinal epithelium. The coding region runs from base 315 to 4469 and encodes 1384 amino acids. Lineage: Eukaryota; Metazoa; Chordata; Testudines; Cheloniidae. The record is from RefSeq and is a predicted model, not a curated record. The transcript is spliced from 12 exons.